AUGGAGUCCAGAGGGAAGGCGGCCAGCAGCCCCAAGCCCGAUGCCAAGGGGCCCCCGGCCGGGGCGGAGGUCAGAGGCCCCCCGGCGGCGGACGGGAAAGCCGCCUCGGCCAAGCCUGGGAAGAAGGAGGCCCAAGCGGAGAAGCAGGAGCCGCCGGUGGCCCCUGCCCCACCGCCUGCCAAGAAGACGCCGGCCAAAGCCGACCCCGCCCUUCUCCACAACCACAGCAACCUGAAGCCGGCCGCCCCGGCCCCGGCCCCCGCCCCCAGCGGCCCCGACACGGCCCCGGAGCCCAAGGGCCCUGGCAACGGGGCCGAGGAGGACCAGGUCCCCAGUGGGGGCCGGGGUGGCCAAGGUCCCUGCCCCUUCGAGAACUUGACGCCCCUGCUGCUGGCUGGGGGCGCGGCGAUGGCUGCCGUGGCCCUGAUUCUCGGUGUGGUCUUCCUGGCCCGGAAGAAAUGA
This is a messenger RNA of Eptesicus fuscus (big brown bat), 462 nucleotides long. RefSeq names its product cell cycle exit and neuronal differentiation 1 (gene CEND1). The transcript has a single exon. The coding region runs from base 1 to 462 and encodes 153 amino acids. Gene Ontology annotation, biological process: cerebellar Purkinje cell differentiation; cerebellum development; radial glia guided migration of cerebellar granule cell. The record is from RefSeq and is a predicted model, not a curated record. Lineage: Eukaryota; Metazoa; Chordata; Mammalia; Chiroptera; Vespertilionidae.